CCGAUUCUGAAUAUUCGCCAACGCAGCAUGGACGCGCUCCUCGGCGAUACGCAUGUGUGGGCGACGAUCCUCGGCUACGUCCAGCGCCACGACGUUGCCAUGAUGGCCUGCGUGAACAAGACGUGGUCCAAGGCCGUGGCGCGGCCGCAGGUGUGGGAAGUGCUGGCGCAGGCGCCGCGCGGCCCGUUCCUCGCGUCCUGCUUUCGCCGCGCCUCGUCGUACGCGUACCGCGAGACUGAUGUGCCGGCGCCGAAUGUCAAUCGCCGCGGCGCGCCGCCAACGAUCCGCGGCUGUCUCCUGAGCGACCGCUCGACGCUCAAAGAUUACAUCAACGAGCUCCGCGCCAUGUACUACGAGACGCAGAACCUCGCCAAGACGCCCGUGUACCUCGCGGUGCCGGACGCCCUCUACGAUGACGCGGCCAGUGUUCGGACCGACCGCCCGUUCACGCGUGACGAGUGGCGCCGCGCGGCCUUCCAGUCGGUCGCGCUCAUUCAGAGUCCGAGCAGCCCGCUUGCGACACACGUGCUUACCGGCACGAUCCUGCAUGACACGGCCUUCUUCUACCUCUGGCACCUCAAGGAAGCUCGGAUCGUUGCGACCAUCUACCAUGCGCUCGCCACGUGCUUUGACACGUGUGCGAAGAUGCUCGUCAUUGGUGCUUCCGACGGCACGGUCAAGACGUGGGACCUGGCGGCCGCCGUGACCGCGAAAACGACAUCGCCUGUCCGCGGAUUGGCCCCGACAUCGACCCUCGCACCGCGCUCGCACAUUGGCCUCGCGCCGUUCCUACCGACGCGCGCCAACCAGCGGCACAAGCCCGUCAAAGUCCAAGUCGACGUGAGCGAAGGCUCGUUUGUGUUUGUGGCUGCCACGUACGAAAAAGGCGACGUGUCGGUGUGGAAUGCGACCAAGGCCGAGCUCACGACGUCGCUCUCGGUCGACAGUAUCCACAAGUCGACGCUGCCACGGGCCGCCCGGACGCCCGCGCCGCAAGUCACAAGCCUCAUGCUCUUCCGCAACACGCUUGUGUGCGGCACGUCGGUCGGCCUCGUUCGGGUCUUUGAUACGCGCGACGCACGGCUGAGCCACCGCAUCAGUGGCCACCCCGAUGCAAUUGUCAAGACACUGACGCGCGGCCGCGUGCUCUGGAGUGCCGGUCGGGACGGUUCGGUGCGCUGGUGGGGCGGCAAGUCACCCAAGGUCCUCCCCAAGUCGCUCCUCUGCGAAGGCCCCGUGUCCCAUCUCGAGAUGGACGAGUCGGUGGUUGUCGCGGCGUAUGGCACCAAGGGCAUGCAGGCGUGGGACGUGCGCACGCAGCAGCCGCUCACCACCUUUGGCGCGACCGACGGCGUCGAUUCCGUCGUGUUUGACAAGCGGAAGCUCGUGAGUCUCUCGCCGCAAGGUGUCGUGCACGUCUGGCGUUGGUUUGGCUUGUACCCGGUCCACACCUUCCCGACGCAGCAUGUGUACACGGCGGUCGCUCAUGACGAACGCCACCUCGUGCUGGGGACCACCGACGGCGCUGCCGUGCUCUACCGCAUGGAAGGUAUUCCGUCCAAGAAGCCGCCGGGUGCCCUCUACGACUACUAGCUUAAUAGAUCGAUUGACGAUAUACUCCAAUAUAAAAAUGACAACCUCGACACGGCCCAGCAUUUUGUGUAAGCCGCCCUCUGUCC
Messenger RNA from Saprolegnia diclina VS20, 1679 nucleotides. RefSeq lists its product as hypothetical. NCBI's taxonomy places the organism in Eukaryota, Oomycota, Saprolegniomycetes, Saprolegniales, Saprolegniaceae. The record is from RefSeq and is a predicted model, not a curated record. Gene Ontology annotation, molecular function: protein binding. The coding region runs from base 28 to 1593 and encodes 521 amino acids. The transcript is spliced from 6 exons.